AUGAGAGCAGCGUCUUACUCCCAAAAGAGCCUGCAGGUUAGCGGCUCCAGCAGCAGGGUGAGGGUUCAGAGCCCGUCUCCUGCUCGGUACCGCAGGUCCUCAUGUGACAACCGUGGACGCUCCGGGUUCCAGGGCACUGCGGUGGAGCUGGGCACUGAGAUCCACCAGUACCAUGCCAAUGAGAAGGAUGAGAUGCAGGAGCUCAAUGUGAAGUUUGCGGGGUACAUCGAGAAAGUCCAGGUACUGGAGCAGAGAAAUGCUGCUCUGCAAUCCCAACUGGCAGCCCUGCAAAGCCGUUACAAAGGAGGCCCCACAGGCAUCGCAGAAGAGUAUGAGCUCAAGUUCAAAGAAGUGCGGGAGCUGAUUGACUCCCUGACCAACAAGAAGGGAGCUGCUGACAUUGAGCGAGGGUACAUCGAGGAGGAGAUUGAAAUUUGGAGGCUCAAGCUGGAGGAGGAGCUUGCACUCAAGGAGGAGGCAGAGAUAAUCCUGAGGGAAUUCCGGCAGGACAUUGAUAAUGCAACACUGCAGAAAGCUGAGCUGGAGAGGCGCGUUGAGCAGCUGGUAGCUGAGAUCGAGUUCCUCAAGAAACUACAUGAAGAGGAAGUGGCUGACCUCAUGAAGCAGAUCGAGGACUCCAAGAUCACCGCAGAGCUAGACGAGGACCGGCCUGACCUGGCUGCAUACCUGCGCAACAUGCGCACCGAGAUUGAGGCUGUGGCUGCCCGUAAUGUCCAGGAAGCAGAGAAAUGGUACAAGAGCAAGUUUGACACCCUCAAGCACCGUGCCAGCAAGCAUGAAGUCCAGAUGAAAACCAUGAAGGAUGAGAUUACUACCUUCCAUAACCAGGUGACCGACCUGCAGAACCAGAUCGAUGGGCUGAGGGCCCGCAAUACGGCCCUGGAGCAGCAGCUGGAGGACAUGGAGAUGGCCCACCUGGAUAAGGUGGGCAGCCUGGAUGGCGUCAUCGCCCAGCUGGAGGCACAGCUUUGCGAAACCAAAUUGGAGAUGACCAAGUACCUGCAGGACUACCAGGAGCUGCUAAACAUUAAGCUAAAGCUGGAUGCAGAGAUUGCCACCUACAGGAAGCUACUGGAAGGGGAGGAACAGAGGCUUGGAAUCGCUGCAGAACAGUCUGCCGUGGUGUAAAUGUCAUUCCAGGCAGAGGAGAGCUUCUGAUCCGUAACAGUCCCAGAGAAGACGGCCAAGCCAUCAGCUCAGCCUUACUUUAACCCCCUUCACCUUUCCUCUAUCUCUUUCACUCUGACCAGCUCCUAGUACAGGAAUACAAACCGUCCAUACCACCGAGUACCACGUACAUUCCCACAUAUAGCUCAAGACAUUUUGCCUGCUUUCACUUUCAGCUAUCUACCAUCGCCUCUUAUCGAAUCACCUCAACUUGAGCGCCAUCAUUUCUCUUCUGACCCUACAUUAUUCAUCUCUUCUAGCCAUCUCCAUCCGGUCGUUCCCUUUCUGCCUCCUCUCCUG
Messenger RNA from Lampris incognitus (smalleye Pacific opah), 1488 nucleotides. Its product is annotated as desmin-like. The record is from RefSeq and is a predicted model, not a curated record. Gene Ontology annotation, molecular function: structural constituent of cytoskeleton. Gene Ontology annotation, biological process: intermediate filament organization. NCBI's taxonomy places the organism in Eukaryota, Metazoa, Chordata, Actinopteri, Lampriformes, Lampridae. Bases 1 to 1149 code for a protein of 382 amino acids. The transcript has a single exon. Gene Ontology annotation, cellular component: cytoplasm; plasma membrane; axon.